UGUCACUUAUUUUUUGCAGUUAAUAUCUUGUUUAUGUAUAGGUAUUGUUUAUGAUGAAAAAUUAAUGCAAAUCAUGUGUAAAAUGUGUACUAAUUAAAACAGUAUAUUUGAUUAUUACCAUAAAAGGGUUUAAAGGAUUUCUUUCAAACAUAAUUCAAAAUGGUUUGUGAAAAGUGUGAAAAAAAAUUAGGAAAAGUCAUAACCCCAGAUCCAUGGAAAAGCGGUGCAAGGAAUACAGUAGAAAGUGGGGGACGUAAAGUUGGCGAGAAUAAAGCUCUAUCUGCAGGGAAAGCAAGAUUUAAUCCUUAUACUGCUACCUUCGAAACUUGUAGAAUCUGUAGACAAAAAGUACAUCAAGUUGGAUCACAUUAUUGUCAAUCAUGUGCAUAUAAAAAAGCUAUAUGUGCAAUGUGUGGUAAAAAACUAAUGAGUACAAAAAACUACAAACAGUCUGCUACAUAA
This is a messenger RNA of Eufriesea mexicana, 462 nucleotides long. RefSeq names its product cysteine-rich PDZ-binding protein. Bases 160 to 462 code for a protein of 100 amino acids. Gene Ontology annotation, molecular function: PDZ domain binding; microtubule binding. The record is from RefSeq and is a predicted model, not a curated record. Gene Ontology annotation, cellular component: dendrite. Lineage: Eukaryota; Metazoa; Arthropoda; Insecta; Hymenoptera; Apidae. Gene Ontology annotation, biological process: cytoplasmic microtubule organization. The transcript is spliced from 2 exons.